Molecule: messenger RNA, 1832 nt
Organism: Moneuplotes crassus
Lineage: Eukaryota; Ciliophora; Spirotrichea; Euplotida; Euplotidae
Source: the annotation of a GenBank genome assembly
AUGAAUUUAAAUCAAAAAGUUAAUGAAAUCAGUGAUGUUCCGAAAUUAAUUAGACUUUGAAGAGAGAAGGCCUGACUCGGGCUCUAUGAAGACUCAUCCAUAAGAUUUACGGCUGCACUCAAAAUUAUCAAGCAACAUUGCAAAACUUUAACAGAUUAUUAUAUUUUGAAUAGAUGGAAAACAGCUGAAAAGUCUAUCCAGGAAGAAAGAAAAUUAGUCAACAAACUUGCAGAAACUACUAACAAAUCUAAGGAGCAAAGUAAGCAUCAAGAUGAAAGACCAAUCCAGUCAGCCUGAUCAGAAAUAAAGCAUAUAAAUCUAAGAAAAAUUGCGAAUCUUGAAUGAAAAUCUAAUAUCAAAACCAAGGCUGAUAUUUCUGAUGAACAAAAAAGAAUAAUAUAGUAGCACCCGCAGAUAUAAGCAGGUUUGGAGGGUUAAUGCCAUUUGAGCACCAUCAAAUCCCUCAUGAAUAUAUUCAGUAUAACGAGAAAGGGAACAUAAUUAAUCCAUCAGAUCUGAUGAACCAAGACUUACAGAAGAAUAAAAAGGACUUUGAUCCUGAUAUCGAUGCUUAUUCCGAAUCAUGAAGCUCAGAACAUUCAGGGAGAGGUGGAAAACAACCUGCUCAGCAGAAGAAGCCUAAGAUGCAACUUCCCAAAGACCCUGAUGUUUGGGAUCCUCCAGAUCCUCUUCCCCAGAAAAAUCAGAAAGUGAGGCAAACAGCUGGAAGAAGGAACGAAAGACAGAAUCGUCCAGCAAAUUUUUUCAAAAAUGCUCCUUCUCCUAAAAGUAACAUUAAGAGGAAAUAUGAAAAGCCUUGGAUUGUUCCCCCAAAGAAGGAGAAAAAGAAAGCAAAAUCUUAUUUAGAGUAUGUUUAUCCUGAUGAGGAAGGACCAGAUGCCGACCUGAUCAAAUCCUUAGAAAAAGAAGUAAUCCUUCGAAAUCCUAAUGUCAGUUUUGAUGAUAUAGCAGACCUUGAUGAUGCCAAAAGAGUCUUAGAAGAAGCUGUAGUCUAUCCUUUAAUGAUGCCAAAGUUCUUUAGAGGCAUCAGAAGGCCUUCCAAAGGUGUCUGUCUCUUUGGACCUCCUGGUACUGGGAAAACAAUGUUAGCAAAAGCUAUUGCUACUUUGGGAGAAACCACUUUCAUCAGUAUCUCUGCUGCAGCUCUAAGCACCAAAUGGAGAGGAGAGAGUGAAAGACUUGUGAGAAUUCUUUUUGAUAUCGCUAGAUUUUAUGCUCCUACAACUAUAUUUAUCGAUGAAAUUGAUUCACUAGCUUCUAAAAGAGGAAACGGGGAACAUGAAAGCAGUAGAAAAGUCAAGACUGAGUUCUUCAUCCAAAUGGAUGGAGUCACUUCUGGUACAACUUCAGAAUAUCUAGAAGAGAGCAAAGAUUCUCCAAGCAAAAAUAUCAUGGUUCUUGCUGCUACUAAUAGACCUUGGGAUUUAGAUGAAGCUAUAAUCAGAAGACUUGAGAAGAGAGUAUACAUCCCUUUACCAAAAGAAAAAGGAAGGAAAGCUUUAUUUGAUCUAAACCUGAAAAAUAUUGGGCUUUCAGAUGAUAUUGAUUGGGAUAUUCUUGUGGAUAAAACUAAAGGAUACUCAGGAGCUGAUAUUAACAAUCUCUGACGAGAUGCUGCUCUUAUGCCAAUGAGAAGGAUUCUUACUCAAGGAAGAUUUAAUGUUAAAGAAGUUAUUAGUAUGCAAGAUCAAUUCGAGGAACCAUUGUCCAUGAAAGAUUUUCUUGACGCAUUAAGUAAUGUAAAUCCGUCAGUUGGGGAUGAGUACUUGGAGAAAUAUGCAAAGUGGGCUUUUGAAUUUGGAUCUACAUAA